Molecule: messenger RNA, 309 nt
Organism: Mycena indigotica
Lineage: Eukaryota; Fungi; Basidiomycota; Agaricomycetes; Agaricales; Mycenaceae
Exons: 1
Coding region: 1-309 (102 amino acids)
Source: RefSeq, a predicted model, not a curated record
AUGACGACUCCUGGUGUCCCUGUCGACCUGUAUUCGUACUGCCUGCUCCUGCAGAGCGAAAUUACUCGCCUCACCGACUGUCUAGACCGCCUUGAGUAUGGUACGCCUGCUCCACCCCCUGCUCCCCCUUCCCCUGGUCCUACAUUCCAUGGUGUCUGGGACGGCACUCGCUGGGUUCUUCCAACAGUCCCGGCCCCUACCCCUGCUGUCAUUGCUGCUGCCCACACUUCUAUACCACUUGCCGAAACCUUCCCUCCUACUGCGCCUGACACUGUCACGCGCUUCCCUUUGUACGCUUGUGGUGCCUGA